This is a messenger RNA of Seriola aureovittata, 4705 nucleotides long. RefSeq names its product zinc finger protein 420-like. The coding region runs from base 783 to 3191 and encodes 802 amino acids. The record is from RefSeq and is a predicted model, not a curated record. Lineage: Eukaryota; Metazoa; Chordata; Actinopteri; Carangiformes; Carangidae. The transcript has 3 exons.
UGUGCCACAGUUCAGAGCCCUAUAUUUAUCAUUAUGGUAUAAAUACUCUGUGAUCUUAGUUAAUUUGAUUAGUAAUUAAAACAGGAAAUUAACAACAAUAAAAUAUAUAUAGAUUAAAUAAAAACAAAAAGGAAACCAAACGGAGAACUUCUGCUCUAGGAAUACACACAUAGUUUUUUUGUUUUUGUUUUUUUAUAUAUAUACAGUUAGUGUAUUAUUUUAAUGAUAUUUUCUAAGCAGUUGCAUCGGAUGAUGAUUAUGAACUGAGUAGUAUUAGACUAAAACAAAUUAGUGCAAAUAAACCAAAUCACAGGUGUUUCCGAAAUCAAAGCUUCAUCCGUGAUGAUGUCUUUGGUAACAGCUUCCACAUGAACCUGAUUUUUACUGACGCAAAGUAAACACAGCACAUUAAUCAUUAUCAAACCUUCUGACGUCCACUUGACCCUGUAACCUGAACCGGUUAACAGGUGGGAAAAAUCGUGCAAUAACCAAGUUUCACUGGAAGUACUGACGGCUAUUAUGGCUCUUAGGCGAAUCCCGAUCUUUUCUUUAGAGAGUGGCUGUAACAUCCAAGAGUGAUGGACCUGACACCAUAAACCUGUCUGAACACGAUCCCGAGUACAUAUUGAGUUUUAUUUUGAAACCGGUCCCGGAAGUGACAGUUGAAAUUGUAGUUGGUUUGACAGUGAUAGCGGUUAGCAGCGGUUAGCAGAGUAAACCGUUAGCUGAACCUAACAACGGUACUUAAACCGUCAGAGUUCCGUUUUGUAAACGGAUCAGAGAUGGAUCAAGCCGGAAAUCUUCCUGGUUUGCUGCUAAAACCUGAAACGAAACUGAGAAAAGCAGACAUCCAGCAGCUGUUGGUGAGGACAGAGGAGGUUCCCUGUGAGCAGCAGGAGUGGAGCUCCAGUCUGGACCAGGAGGACCAGGAGGACCCAGAGUGCCCUCACAUUAAAGAGGAACAGGAGGAACUCUGGACCAGUCAGGAAGGAGAGCAGCUUCAAGGACUGGAGGAGGCUGAUAUCACCAAGUUCACAUUCACUCCUGACCCUGUGAAGAGUGAAGAUGAUGAUGAAGAUUCAGACGUCCAGCAGCUGUUGGUGAGGACAGAGGAGCUUCCCCCUGAGCAGCAGGAGUGGAGCUCAACUCUGGACAAGGAGAACCCAGAGCCCCCCAACAUUAAAAAGGAACAGGAGGAACUCUGGACCAGUCAGUCAGAAUCAGUCUGUAACUUAAAUCCAGAUCGACCUUUACAGCUGGAUCCUGACAAUAGGGUGUCAGACUCCACAGACUGUAAGACUGAAGGUGAUUGGAUGGAGACCAGGGAACCUCAGUCAGUUUUAAACUCCCUGAAAAUUAUUGAAGUCCCUGCAAAUGAUGUGAGAUGUAGCACAGGCAAGAAAACAUACAGCUGCUCCGAGUGUGGAAAAAUUUUUGGCCGCAGCCCACAUCUGAAGAUUCACAUGAGGACUCACACAGGAGAGAAACCAUUCAGCUGCCCCUUUUGUGCUAAAAGUUUCACACAGAAGGUAAAUCUGACGUACCACAUGUCCGUCCACACAGGGGAGAAAAGAUUCAGCUGCCGUUUUUGUGACCAAAGGUUCACUUGGUAUACGCAGCUCAAAAGCCACCAGUGUGUUUGUGAGUCCUCACAGCUUCAUCAAAGUCAGAUUGAGGAGAACAGAGAUGCAGAGCCAGGUGAGAAAUCAUUCAGCUGCUCUGAGUGUGGGAAAAUCUUCAGCCGCAAGGACAAUCUGAACAUUCACAUGAGAAUCCACACGGGAGAGAGACCAUUCAGCUGCACAGUGUGUGGGAAAAGCUUUAAACAUGGAGGACAUCUGACACAACACAUAUCUGUCCACACAAAGGAGAACAGGUUUAGCUGCAGUGUUUGUGACAAAAGAUUCACGUGGCUCUAUCAGCUUAAAAGACACAAGUGUGGCGGUGAGUCCUCACAGCUUCAUGAUCUCUGGACUAGUCAUGAGGAGGCUGAUAUCACCAAGUUCACAUUCACUCCUGUCCCUGUGAAGAGUGAAGAUGAUGAUGAUGAAGAGAAACCUCAGUCCUCACAGCUUCAUCAGGGUGAGACUGAGGAGAACAGAGACUUAGUGGGAGGAGAGGACUGUGGAGGACCAGGACCAAACAGGAACCCAGAUCCAGCAAGACAUUUACAGUCAGAUACUGAUGAUAAGACCGAAGAUUUUGGUUGGAAAGAAACUCAUGAACAUGAGUCUGUAAAAGUGCCUGGAAUUGAUUCAGGAUGUAACACUGUCAAGAAAUCAUUCAGCUGCUCUGAAUGUGGGAAAAUAUUUGGCCGCAAAGAACAUCUGCAGACACAUGUGAGGAUUCAUACAGGAGAGAGACCGUUUAGCUGCUCCGACUGUGGUAAAACAUUCGGCUGUAAGAGGUCUCUGCUGGGCCACAUGACAAGUCACACCGGAGAGAAACCAUUCAGCUGUUCUCAGUGUGGGAAAAGAUUUGGCCGCAUGGUCAAUCUAAAGACACAUGAGAGACUUCACACAGGAGAGAGACCGUUCAGUUGUCCAUUUUGUGGUAAAGGUUUCACACAGAAGGUGCACAUGACUCAACACAUGGCUGUCCACACGGGAGAGAAACAGUUCAGCUGUAGUAUCUGUGACAAAAAGUUCACGUGGCUGUCGGGGUUCAGACGACACAAGUGUGGCAGUGAGCAGUCAGAGCUGGAGGACACUGAGGAGAACUCAGAGGUGGAACCGGGCGAUAAACCGUUCCGCUGCCGUGAGUGUGGGAACAGAUUUAAUCACAAACACAACCUGAAAGCUCAUAUGAGAAUUCACACAGGAGAGAAACCGUUCAGUUGCUCUGUUUGUGGCAAGGGCUUUAUUGCAAGUGGAGCUCUGAAGAAACACCUGAGGACUCACUCAGGAGAGAAACCAUUCAGCUGCCAAGUUUGUGGCAUAAGAUUUACACAAGGAGGAAAUCUGAAACGACACAUGGCACAGCACACCGGGGAAACACGAAAGAAACCGUUUUGCUGCUCAGUCUGUGGUAAAAGCUUUACACAAGUAUCAAAUAUGAAACGACACAUGGUGCAACACACUGUGACUGAAACAAGUCAGUCACAGGAAACAGAUAGUCCAGACCUGAGAGAGAAUCAGCAGGAUGAAACCAAGAGUCAGCUGAUGACUGAAGUUCAAACUGUCACUGACUGAAACCACCUGACAACUCAGAGCACAUAUUUAUAUCAACUGUAUUUUAUUGUAUCAGAGCUUUGAAUUUAUUUUAACUUGGUUAAUAAGAAGACAUGCACUAACCAGAGGCCAUCUAUCAUGGUGUGACACCAUCACACACACCCGUCAUCAUGUUGACGUUGUGAGCCAUCAGUACUCUGUGGUCAUUACUACAGCUUUGUCCCAGUUCAGGGGUUUUAUCCUUGGCUGCAUUUAAAGACCAACUGUCACAGAGGUGCGGCUAGACUGUCCCAUUUCAAAGGCUCCUUCGAAUGCUUCCUUCUUUUCCUGGACAACGAAGGCUCCAACAGGUGGAUCCUUCAGGGCCCUACCUAUCCCAAGAUUCAUUGCGUAUCAGUAAUGAAAGUAAUAUGGCAAGAAACAUUGACAGAGAGCCUAAUGAUUUCACUUUUAAAUUUAAGUAUUGGGUUUCAGCUCAGUUUAAGUUUUUGUGAAAGGUUUUUGUGAAAAGUUACGUCUUUAUCAAGGUUGCUAGGCGACCGGAGCCAUGCUUUCAACACAAUGGUAAGGGUGGUCACAGUUGGUAAUGCAAAGAGAAAAUUGUCCAUUGGCCAGACCGUCUCAUCUCGGUUGGGCCUUUGAGGUCUAUGGUGGCUACGGAGGGCCACGCCUUCGUAGCCCACGUCCUCUGAGGGAUGUGGCCCCUGAAUUGGGACUGAGCUAACAUUAUUACAUGACGUAGUCACUAUGACAUCAUUACAUGAGAACUCAGUGCUCAUGGUUGAACUCAACCUUCAUUUUGAUCUCAACUACACACUGUUAAGUUCUACACCUGUAUCUUUCAGGUUGUGACGAUAUUUUCUUUGCAGAUGUCUGUGUUGACAGAAAGAGUCCAGACCCCUGAGAGAAAUCAGGGAUCAGAGAUUUGUCCUGAGCAGAGCACAGAUUUAGGUUCAGGAAGCAGUGAGGAGUUCAGUGUUGAUGCUGUUGUCUGAGGGGUCAGACUUCUGACGAUCACCUGACAGAGAGUUUACUGGACUAUGAUGUGUCUGUAUUUGUUGAUUGAGUCAAAGUUAACUACAGUGUAUGUGUUCAUGGAAAAGGCGUAGGAGUGAACAGGUAAACAGAUGUGAUGUUCAUUUACGUCCUGCUCUGUUUCAUUGAAGAAAAAGUAUCUUGCUUUUUAUUGCACAGAGUUUUGGAAGACUUUGUCUUUUAUUAUUAUUUAAUGAUUUUUUGCUGCUAUUUCUGAUUUCAGGAUUAAUAUUAUUAUUAAUUAUCCAGUUUUUACAUAAAAAACAGAAAUGUAUGAAGUUACUUCUUUUUCAUUUUAAAUUAAAUGUAAAUUUUUAAUUUCAAAGUUUAUUUAAAAGUAUAAAUGUUGUUCGUAUUGUUGCUCUGACCAUUAACUGAAUGUGGACAUGUUGAACUACAUUAAUAGUGUCUGAUGAAGGACCAGUUUGGAUUCAGUGGAAGAAAAAGGUUAAUGUUUGUCAUUGUUGAAGGUUUUUGGUCAUUAAAGUUUAAUUUAAAGA